Sphaeroforma arctica JP610 is the source of this 2562-nucleotide messenger RNA. RefSeq names its product bifunctional purine biosynthetic protein ADE1. The transcript is spliced from 11 exons. Gene Ontology annotation, cellular component: cytosol. Bases 1 to 2511 code for a protein of 836 amino acids. The record is from RefSeq and is a predicted model, not a curated record. Gene Ontology annotation, molecular function: ATP binding; phosphoribosylamine-glycine ligase activity; phosphoribosylformylglycinamidine cyclo-ligase activity. Lineage: Eukaryota; Ichthyosporea; Ichthyophonida. Gene Ontology annotation, biological process: 'de novo' IMP biosynthetic process; adenine biosynthetic process.
AUGCACCGUCCAUCUCGAUUCCUCCGUCCCAGUCCUAUGAAUAAAUGCUUCGGCUUCUUUUCUUCACUUUUCUUUUCUCACUCCUGUAAUUCGUUAAACAACGCACCUUUCCUCGUCUCUAAUACCGUAUCGUCUGUUGUCACUGUUCUUCCCACAGUGAAUAUUUUAAUCCUCGGGAGUGGUGGGCGUGAGCAUGCACUGGCGUGGCGUUUGGCCCUCAGCGACUCUGUUGCGCAUAUCUACGUAGCUCCAGGAAACGGAGGAACGCUCAAUGAGGGCAAGAUCAGCAACGUCUCUCUGGAUGUCAACAAGGUGGACUCGGUCGUGCAGUAUUGCAAGGAUGAAGACAUUGGCCUGGUAGUGGUCGGCCCUGAGCAACCGCUUGUGGAUGGGAUUGCGGAUAGCCUGAAGACUGCCGGCAUCAAAUGCUUCGGCCCCUCACAGCGUGCGGCAAAGUUAGAAGCCUCUAAGGCCUUCUCCAAGGACUUCAUGCUCAGCCACAACAUCCCCACAGCGCGCUAUAAAGUGUUCUCCGACUACGCUAAGGCAGUCGAGUACGUGCAGUCGGUGGACUAUCGAGUGGUGGUCAAAGCUUCAGGCCUGGCCGGAGGUAAGGGUGUGCUUCUUCCCGAGACCAAAGAGGAAACGCUUGCGGCUCUGCAGCAGGUGAUGCAGGACAGAGCGUUUGGCUCAGCGGGUGAUGAAGUGGUCAUUGAGGAGUUCAUGACAGGCCCAGAGAUCAGUGUGUUUGCGCUGUCGGACGGUUACACGUCUGUGCUUCUGCCUGCUGCCCAGGACCACAAGAAGAUUGGCGAGGGGGAUACCGGCCCGAAUACCGGCGGCAUGGGUGCAUAUGCGCCCACCCCAUUCGCGACUGAGGCCGUUAUGAAGACCGUACAUGAGAACGUGGUCAAGCGUACUAUCACUGGGAUGCGAAAGAACGGUUCGCCAUUCGUUGGAUGUCUGUUUGUGGGACUCAUGCUCACCCCCGAUGGCCCGAGAGUUCUGGAGUACAAUGUGCGAUUCGGAGACCCCGAAACGGAGGCCGUGCUCAUGCUGUUGGACGAUCGGACGGACCUUGCGCACGUGCUGAUGGCGUGUGUGGAUGGCCAUCUGGACUCAGUCCACGUGGGCGCCAAGGAUGCCUUUGCCGCUACCGUCAUCGCCGUGGCUGGGGGUUACCCAGGUGCAUACCAAAAGGGUACGCCAAUCAAAAUUGAGAAUGAUAAGACCAGUGCAUGCGGAAAGGUGUUCCAUGCCGGUACUACUGUGAAUGCGGACGGUGUCCUGGUCACGAGUGGCGGUCGUGUGAUCGCUGCCACAGCCGAGGCAGCCACUGUCAAGGCGACGUUAGAGAACGCCUAUACGACUAUGCGCACUGUGUCAUUCGAGGGUCAGUACUUUCGCAACGACAUCGGGCAUCUGGCAUUAAACCCUACCGACGCUAAAUCCACCGCCGGGACUACCUACGCCAGCGCCGGGGUGUCCAUAGAUGCGGGAAACAACUUGGUCGACAUGAUCAAACCUUACACUCGGGCCACCAGACGCGCAGGCAUGGACGGAGAGCUGGGCGGUUUCGGCGCGUUGUGUGAUGUGAAGGCCGCGGGUUAUACAGACCCCAUCCUGGUCUCAGCGACUGAUGGUGUGGGAACUAAGCUGCGUAUUGCCCAGCUUGCGGAUUUGCACGAGACUAUCGGUCAGGAUCUGGUGGCGAUGUGUGUCAAUGAUCUCAUUGUGCAGGGUGCGGAGCCGUUGUUCUUCUUGGACUACUAUGCGUGUGGCAAGCUCACCGUGGAGCAGGCCGCGAAAGUUGUAAAGGGUAUUGCUGACGGGUGUGUGCUGUCUAACUGUGCGCUUGUGGGUGGAGAAACAGCUGAAAUGCCUGGUAUGUACCAAGGCGAUGAGUAUGACCUCGCGGGAUUCUCGGUAGGGGCCACUACCCGUGACCGGAUACUUCCCACUCCGGAUAUUCAGAAAGGUGAUGUUCUGAUUGGUCUAGCGUCCUCGGGAGUACAUUCCAAUGGUUACUCUCUGGUACGGCACGUUGUGUCAGAAAAUGGGCUGUCAUAUAGCGAUGCAUGUCCCUUCGACUCGCCAUCAAAGACGCUGGGUGAAGCCCUGCUCACACCCACACGUAUAUACGUCACCCAGUUGCUGCCAAGCAUACAAGCAGGUAACAUCAAGGGUCUAGUGCACAUCACUGGAGGCGGUUUCCAGGAGAAUAUCCCUCGUGUUUUGCCCAAAAAUAUCGUUGCCAAGGUAGAUACGAGCGCCUGGACGCGGCCCCCCGUGUUCGAUUGGUUACGGAAAACAGGUCAGAUCGCACCCGCGGAAAUGCUGCGAACGUUCAACUGCGGUAUUGGAAUGGUACUGGUCGUGGACAGUAGUAAGGUAGAUGUUGUGCUCGCAAGCUUAAAGGAGGUUGGAGAGACGGCGUUCAUCAUUGGAGAACUUAAGGAUAGACAGGGCGAGGAAGUGCAGGUGGAGCUGAACGGGCUAGAGUCUUGGUAGUGCCUGCAACCAGUAGACCACUCGUAGAUUGUACAUAAAAUUAAUUAGUUG